UUCACUCCCUCCCUCUGUGUCCAGCAUCUAAAUGUGUGGGAGUGGGAUAGAGCUUCUUUCUGUACUCCUACACAGGCAGGAGUAAGAGGCCCCUGGAGUCACCGGCACCGGGAGCAAGGCAGCAUACACGGUAAAAUGACAACCCUACUUCUGUUGUGCAUUUCUCUGCCCAUCAUCUUGGCCACAACAGCACUGGAAGAGCCUGACGCUAUACAUGUCAGCAUCCCUGUUGAGUCGCCUCUCCGUCCCCUGCUGGGAAGCAAGGUACAGGUGCCAUGCUACUUCCACCAAAACACAGUGGAUGACCCAGGAGCACCCACCUCUGCCCCUUUAGCCCACCGAAUCAAAUGGACCUAUAUCACCAAGGAGAAAACUGCUCAAAUUCUGGUAGCAACAAAGGGAAAGAUCUCUGUGGCUACAGAAUAUCUGGACAGGGUGACUCUGGUCAGCUACCCGCAGGUUCCUAGUGAUGCUACCAUUGAAAUAACAGAACUGAGCUCUAAAGACUCUGGAACCUACCGCUGUGAGGUGACCAUGGGCAUCGAGGGUAGCUCUGACAAUGUGGACAUCCAGGUUCAGGGCAUUGUAUUUCACUAUCGUGCCAUCUCCACCCGGUACACCCUAACGUUCGAUAGAGCCAAAGAAGCCUGUGUCAUGAAUGGAGCCACCAUUGCUACUCCUGCGCAACUUCAAGCUGCUUAUGACGAUGGAUACCACCAGUGUGAUGCUGGAUGGCUUUCAGAUCAAACCGUGAGGUACCCCAUUCACGAGCCUCGAGAACCUUGCUUUGGAGAUAAGCAUAACUUUCCUGGAGUGAGGACCUAUGGCAUUAGAGACGUUAACGAAACUUAUGACGUGUACUGCUUUGCUGAGAAGAUGUCAGGCAGAGUUUUCUACUCCAUGUCCAUUGACAAGUUUAGUUUCUAUGAAGCUAAAGACCAGUGUGUCAAACUUGGUGCCAGGCUAGCCACUACUGGAGAGCUUUACCUCGCCUGGAAGGAUGGCAUGGAUGUGUGUAACGCUGGAUGGCUAGCAGACAGAAGUGUACGCUACCCAAUCAACAUCCCCAGACCUCAAUGUGGAGGGGGACUUGUAGGAGUGAGAACUGUCUACUUGUACCCCAACCAAACUGGAUACCCCUACCCAGACUCACGCUAUGAUGCAAUCUGCUUCCAAGAGAGUGACGAUGAAGGUGCUGUGCCUGGGAGGACCACACCCUUACCUGACAUCAGUUUUAUACCCACUGAUCAGCCCUACCUAACCACAACAUCACCUGUGAUCCCAGAGAUCAAGUCCGGAGGGAUAGUAACUCUCCCCCCAGUGACACUGCCAGGUGAAGAUGUGGAGAUGGGUCCCAAAGGUGUGGUUUUCCACUACAGACCAAUCACUGGUCGUUAUACCUUAACUUUUUUGGAAGCUCAGCAGGCUUGCCAGAGCAUUGGAGCCAUCAUUGCCAGCCCCCAGCAGCUGUUUGCAGCCUUUGAAAGAGGCCUUCACCAAUGCGACGCUGGAUGGUUACGUGACCAAACUGUGCGGUAUCCAAUCGUGUCCCCCAGAGAGAACUGUGCUGGUAACCUGCCAAACCUUCCAGGAGUGAGAUCCUACGGCCAGAGACCAGCCAGCGAACGCUACGAUGUCUAUUGUUAUGUGGGCAGUUUGGAAGGUGAGGUCUUCUUCACCACCGACUAUGACAGCUUCGCUUACGAUGAAGCUGUGGAGCAUUGUCAGAAGCUGAACAGCACCCUGGCCACGCCCGGGCAGCUGUACGCCGCCUGGAAACGAGGACUGGACAAAUGCCGCCCAGGCUGGCUCAAGGAUCGUAGCGUCCGUUACCCCAUCACAACCCCCAAAUCUUAUUGUGGAGGUGGCCAGGCCGGGGUGCACACCAUCUACACCUUCCCCAACCAGACGGGAUUUCCUGAUGAGCACUCACGCUACGAUGCCUACUGCUUCAAAGCUCACAUUCCUGUUGUGGAUUCAGUUAAAGAUAGGAUCAAGAAGAAAAUCAUCAUAAAAAUUGAUUCUGCUCCACCCGACCAAACGGAUAUGGAUGGAUACAAUGAAACUGCUUUGAAUACCACCGGAGAUGUGUUUGACAACGAGACGAUAAGUACAAGUCAAGUUUUUCCUUUAGACAAAUCCCCUCCCCCACGAGUUGAUGGGUCAGGUUCUGGUUCAGCUGAGCCUUCGGGCAGCGGAGGGCCCUCUGGAGAAUCUUCUACAUCCACCACCAGCGGUGACACAUCUGGGUCAGGACAGGACAUCACCUUCAGCGGGCACUUUGAUUCGUCUUCUGGCGAGCCUUCUGCAUCUGGAAGCCCAGAGGAGGGGAGGGGCAGUACAAAUUUCUUCACCUCUGGAGAUUUUGGUAGCACAUCUGGAGCUGAAUCUGGAUCUGGCAGCUUUACACCAGGAUCAGGUUCCAGCAGUGGAAGUGGGGACAUCAGUGGUAGUGGAAGUGGUGAUGAGUCCGUGGUGACCUUUGUGAAUGGAAAGAUGGUCGAUUUGUCCAAAACCAUAAAAAAUGACACAAAGCAGGAGGUUAACCAGGGAGGAAUCGAUACUAGUGGGGAAUCAAGUACUUCUGGAUCAGGAGAUAUGUCUGCUUCUGGUUCUGGUGGGUUCUCUGGUAUUUCACUCAUUGAUUACAGUGGAAUUGACCUGACACCUCAGCCAUCUGGAGACCAAGAGGUGUCCAGAUCUGGAUCGGGGUACUACAGUGGUUUUUCCAGUGGUUUUUCCAGUGGUUUUCCUAGUGGUUUUCCCAUUGACUUUUCCAGUGGCUUUUCCAGCGGUUUUCCAUCCGGUGUUUCAGGAAGCGGCUCUUCUUCUGGAGACCCUCUUCCAAAGUAUAAAGUAGACAUCUUGAUUGAACAAAAACUUGUCUUUACUGAAGAGGGCCGGGGUAAGGUGGAGAUAAGCGGGGAAGGCAGCGGGUCAACAAUCCUUCCUGAAAUCAGUGGAGGAUCAACACCAAUGUCCGGAAGCGGAGCGGCUCCUACAAAGGCUUAUAUAGAAUAUGUUCCCACUUUUGACCAAUCGGGAUCCGGAGAUUCUGAUGAAGAGACUGACAGUCCGGUUUAUUCAGUCAUCCCUGACUCAGUCUUUGCUAGGCCAACCACACCUCCUGAAGUUUCAUUAGUGGCUCCGAUGGGUUUGAAGAAUCCUGUAGUCAAUCAAGAGGGCUGUCCUGACGGCUGGAUAGAGUUUGCUGGCAGCUGUUAUCUCCACUCCACUGACAGACUCACCUGGUCUGAAGCCGAGCAGUACUGUAAGGAGUUCAGAGGCCACCUGGUCAGCAUUGGUUCACAGGAGGAGCAGCAGUUUGUCAACUCCAAUGGUGAGAACUACCAGUGGAUCGGACUUAAUGACAAAGAUGUGCAGAAUGUUUUCCAGUGGACAGACGGGAGUCCUCUGACUUUUGAGAACUGGAGGCCCAACCAGCCAGAUAACUACUUUGGUUCUGGUGAGGAUUGUGUGGUGAUGAUCUGGCAUGAAGGCGGCGAGUGGAAUGAUGUGCCCUGCAAUUACCACCUUCCUUACACCUGCAAGAUUGGACCAGUCACGUGUGGAGCACCACCAGAGGUUGAACAUGGCAGCCCGAUGGGCAGCAGCAGAGAGAGCUACCCCAUUAACUCUAUAAUCCGCUAUCAGUGUGACCCAGGCUUCACACAGCGCCACCUGUCAGUCAUACACUGUCUGGCAAACGGACAGUGGGAAGAGCCACUGGUGCAGUGCAUAGAAGCCGGAGCCAACAGCAACAGGCUACACAAAAGGUCCCUGAGGAGACGGAGUAAAGAUGUCAGCAGCCAACAGGAACAGAGGGCACAGCUCUGAGCGACACUGAAAGGACAUGCAACAGAGAGCCACAAAGGAACCUCCUUCUAAAGAAGCAUGGACACGAAUACAAAUGCCAGACCAAAAAGAUAGCAUGCCCUACCCUGUAUAUAAACUCAUGAAAGCACAUCUAGACAAUAAUAAAAAAAAACCUGACUGAUGUUCCUGAUCUUUGAAUGUCAUCCUGCUUCCUCUGAAGGUAAAGUCCUCAAAUACAAAUCUUAUUUAUGAUUCAGCAUCCUGGAGUUAAUCUGUUGGCACUGUUUACUAGAGGCUGCAGGGUCACAUGCAUAGAGCUCAGGAAGGGUGAAUUCAGUUCAACCCUUCCUUUUAUUAAAUUUACCUUUUUUCUAGAUCUGUGUUCCUUAAAAGUGCUGUAGUUUCUUAGAUUCCUCCUUUUUAGAGCCACACAGUGGAUAUCAGUCUUUUUGGUUGUGACAUAGAUAACUGAUACAGCAUUUUAUCUCAACGCGACCGUAAGUAUGAUAUCCACGGUGCCACCAGGGCAACAUAGUAUUAGAAACCUGAUUCAGCCACCCUGGAUUGAAAUAAUCGGCACGUAUGCACUUUGGAGACUUCUCUCAUGUCUGUGCUAAUCAUUUGAAUCCAGUGCACCUUAAAUAUAUUUCUGUAACUUCUUUUUCUUUUUUCAACCUAUCAAAAGAGAUGGGAGGGAAACAGUGCCAUGCAUCUUAAACCCCUGAAACAACAAACUUCAAUGUAUUUCAAAUGACUUUUUGUGACAGACUAACAAAGCAAUGUAGAGCUGUAAAAGAGAAGAGGUCACAUUUUGCUCAAAUCAGUACAAUAAAAAUAAAUUAAAGUAUUCAAAUAUUCAGUUCUUUCACAUUUUCAUCCAUCCUUAUAUCAACUCUGAUCAGACUCAACAAGCAUCACUAAAUAGAUUAUGAUUAUGUCAAGGUAAAGCAUGCUGUUCAUUUGUACAUAGCUCCCUUAAUUAUGAUACUAUACAUAAAACCUAAAGCAACUAAUUACCGUCACAAGUCACCUGUUUGAUAAAAUGCGUCGGUAUGAAUCGGGCUGUUCUUUCAAAGCCUUAAGGGCUGGUUAUACACCUGCAGCAGUUUGGUGCGCAUAUUUUUGCCCAAUAGUGAAGCGUGGUCUGCGCUAUGUUAUUCCAUGCCAAAACGCAAGAGGGACAAUCAUGAACUAGCUAGGAUUGUGGGUGGGGGGGACAUAUCUGAGUUAACUGCCACACACACAGACAACCUGCUUUCUGAGCAUAAACCAGGAAACCCAGAUCUAAAAAGGGAGAGAGAAUACAGCAGAACCAUAACCUGAGCUUCAAUAUUCCCAUUCAAAGACAUGGUGGUGGCAGCAUUAGACCGUGGGCUUUAUUUCUUCUUUAAAAACAAGAAAUCUGGUCAGGGUUGAUUACUAUGAAAGGGUAUAAAAGACAAUGCUGGAGUAGAGGUUCACUUUUCAGCAGACUUACAACCAUAAAUAGGUAGCAUGAGCCUAAACGGAUUGGUUUUAAAGCCAAGACUUAAAAGCAAAGUUAACAGACUCUCUGUGUCCCAAGCCACUGAGUACAUUUGCAAAGCUGGCAAAAACAUAGCAAAGAGGCAAUGCAAAAGCAAAACCUGGCUUCUAUAAAGUAUCGGUUGAGGAGGACUGAUUACAAACACAUGCCACACUUUACUUUUUCUAUUAUUUCAAAAUCAGGCAUAGCGUUAAUUAAUUAGAAUGUAACUUAAAUACAUUGAAGUUUGUGAGUGUGAAAAAAAGUAAAACGUUUUAGGGGUGUGAAUAUUUUUGCAAGGUGCUGAAUACCCCCCUGAGCUACACCUUAGGGGUAUUUUAAUCAAUCUAGAAGGUGAGCAUCUACAGUAGUUUUGCACACUUGAUCCUUAUUUAUCACUCCCCAGUGCAAAAUGGUGCCUUAUUUUCCAUCUCCACUGAUAUGAGAACAGUGUUUCACUGUAAAUAUCCUAUCUGUAAUUUUCUGAACAGCAGGAUCUGUCCAUAACUUGCACAGUGCAGACAGUUUCACUCUAAAAUGAAAAUCCUGCUCCGAUUAAAAUUACUUGCUUCAAUUGGUAACAAGAAUUUGAAUGAGCCCAACUUAAAUUUUUAGUUUUCAAUUUAUAAACUUAAAAAAAUUAGUUGGAUCAACUCGAUUCAAUUACUUGUUACCAGUUGAAGCAAUUCAUUUCAGUUGGAGCAGCAUUUUCUUUUGGGAGUGUUUAACUUUUUUUUUUUUGGUUUAUAGUAUUUAUCACCAGCAAACUUAUGAGUUUGCUGAGUGUUUGCGCUCUUAGAGCCGACUGCACCGAGGAGGACACGUAGAGCAUGUUUUCAUUAAAGCCUGUUUGCUGGGGAGGGUUCAUGCUGUAUUUAGAGUAUCGUCAUACUUCAUUGCAAAGAUGCUUCUUGAUCCAUCGUGAAGCUGGAAGUAGUUCAGAUAUAAGUGGUUUUGGGGGAGGGGGCAGUUUGGUGAGGCUUUUAGGGUCAAUGUUUGGCUUGCUUUUCAAAGAAAACUGAUGGGUUGAUCUCAAAAACCUCUGUGUCUUGAAAUAAGGAAAGGUCAAGUGUCUAUAUUGACAGGUUUGGAAAAUCUUGACAUUUUACCAAGGGUGGAGUGGGUAAUAUUUCUGGAAUUGGACUGACAAAGUUAGAAGUUCAAGAAUAAAUGUGGUUCUGUAUCACUGUUUUACCGUUUACUGAAUGCAACAAACACAGCAAACUAAACACAGAUAACUGCUGUUGGGACCUGUUCCAGAUUCUGACUCCUGAUGUGACCAGACAGCACAUUUCAACGAAUAAAACAUUGUCCUAAUUUGUC
Cyprinodon variegatus (sheepshead minnow) is the source of this 6643-nucleotide messenger RNA. RefSeq names its product aggrecan core protein-like (gene acanb). The record is from RefSeq and is a predicted model, not a curated record. Bases 136 to 3837 code for a protein of 1233 amino acids. Lineage: Eukaryota; Metazoa; Chordata; Actinopteri; Cyprinodontiformes; Cyprinodontidae. The transcript is spliced from 18 exons. Gene Ontology annotation, cellular component: macrophage migration inhibitory factor receptor complex; plasma membrane; basolateral plasma membrane. Gene Ontology annotation, molecular function: hyaluronic acid binding; cytokine receptor activity. Gene Ontology annotation, biological process: positive regulation of ERK1 and ERK2 cascade; inflammatory response; cell adhesion.